Molecule: messenger RNA, 698 nt
Organism: Salvia hispanica
Lineage: Eukaryota; Viridiplantae; Streptophyta; Magnoliopsida; Lamiales; Lamiaceae
Source: RefSeq, a predicted model, not a curated record
AAGAAAUUAGUGUUCACAAUUCUCCCCAAGCCUCAUUUAUGUAUCUUAUGAUCCUUACCUAAAUAUCAUACUCCAUAUUUCUUUUUCCUCAAGAUCAUUACCUUUGUACAAUAGCAAUUCAUACCAAAUCUUGCAAUGGCAGCACCAAUCUCUAGAGUGAGCAUCACACCCACCCCAAAACACUUCUCUAAACCAACAGAUUCAUCAGACUCUCACCUCAUCAACCUUUCAUUACCAACCACCCCAUGGAGGAGGUGCACCGCCCGCCGAAUAAACAUCCGGCCAGCAGCAGCCGUCCCUGACAAGCUGUCAGGAAAGGUCGAGGAGAGCAUCAAGCAUGCACAGGAGGCUUGCUCGGAGGAUCCUGUCAGCGGAGAGUGCAAGGCUGCAUGGGACGAGGUGGAGGAGCUGAGUGCGGCAGCCAGUCAUGCUAGGGACAGGCAGAAGGAAGCCGAUCCAUUGGAGAACUACUGCAAGGAUAAUCCUGAAACAGAUGAGUGCAGAACUUAUGAUGACUAAUACUGUGUUUCUUCAUCUCUAAACCUAUGCUUCAAUGUUGUAAGGUUAUAGUUAAGGCCUUUCAACUAUUGUAUGAAACAAUGGAUCAUAAUUGAGCAACCUGCUGUAUCUGGACAAUAGCAUUGCUAUCAUCAAAACUCUAUUAGCAGCAGAAAUACAAGAGAUUUAACUUUUAUACA